AUGGCACCAAAAGUGAAGAAGGAAGCUUCUGCCCCUCCCAAAGCCGAAGCCAAAGUGAAGGCCCUGAAAACCAAGAAGUCAGUGCCGAAAGGUGUCCACAGCCACAAAAAGAAGAUCCGCACAUCACCCACCUUGUGGUGGCCCAAGACCCUGUGGCUCCGGAGGCAGCCCAAAUACCCUCGAAAGAGUGCACCCAGGAGAAACGAGCAUGGCUAUUAUCAUCAAAUUCCCCCUGACCACCGAGUCAGCCAUGGAGAAAAUAGUGGACAACAACACACUGUGUUCACUGUGGAUGUCGAAGCCAACAAGCACCAGAUCAAACCAGCCGUGAGGAAACUCUGCGACAUUGAUGCAGCCAAAGUCAGUAUCCUGUAA
Messenger RNA from Meriones unguiculatus (Mongolian gerbil), 375 nucleotides. RefSeq names its product large ribosomal subunit protein uL23-like. Gene Ontology annotation, cellular component: ribosome; cytosolic large ribosomal subunit. NCBI's taxonomy places the organism in Eukaryota, Metazoa, Chordata, Mammalia, Rodentia, Muridae. The record is from RefSeq and is a predicted model, not a curated record. The coding region runs from base 1 to 375 and encodes 124 amino acids. Gene Ontology annotation, molecular function: structural constituent of ribosome. The transcript has a single exon. Gene Ontology annotation, biological process: ribosomal large subunit assembly; translation.